Molecule: messenger RNA, 1318 nt
Organism: Manis javanica (Malayan pangolin)
Lineage: Eukaryota; Metazoa; Chordata; Mammalia; Pholidota; Manidae
Product: haptoglobin-like
Biological process (GO): zymogen activation
Cellular component (GO): blood microparticle; extracellular region
Molecular function (GO): hemoglobin binding; serine-type endopeptidase activity
Source: RefSeq, a predicted model, not a curated record
CCUUAGCAAGGCCAAAGCUGUGUAGACACAGGCAUUACAAAAUCGAGGAGGGGCGGGCUGAGAAGUUGGAGGCAUAAAAGGAUCUGCAGGUGCCCCCCACUGCACUGCUCUUCCAGCGGCAGGACAGACCUGAGAUGAGAGCCCUUGGAGCUGCUGUCGCUCUCCUGCUCUGCGGGCAGCUUUUCGCAGUGGAGGUCGGCAAUGAGGCCACAGACACUGCAGACAACAGCUGCCCAAAGCCCCCUGAGAUUGCGAACGGCCGCCUGCAGCACUUGGUUCGCUAUGGGUGUAAGACCUACUACGAACUGCACACCAAAGGAGACGGAGUGUACAGCUUAAACAAUGAGAAGCAGUGGGUAAAUGAUGUCACUGGAGAGAAACUUCCUGAGUGCAAAGCAGUGUGCGGAAAGCCCAAGAACCCAGUGGAUCAGGUGCAGCGCAUCAUGGGCGGGUCUCUGGAUGCCAAAGGCAGCUUUCCCUGGCAGGCCAAGAUGGUCUCCCACCAUAACCUCACUUCAGGGGCCACACUGAUCAAUGAACAGUGGCUUUUGACCACCGCUAAAAAUCUCUUCCUGGGACAUACAGAUGAAGCCAAAGCCAAAGACAUUGCCCCUACUUUAAGACUCUAUGUGGGGAAACACCAGCUGGUGGAGAUCGAGAAGGUCGUGCUUCACCCUGACUACUCCGAGGUGGACAUCGGGCUCAUCAAACUCAAGCAGAAGGUGCCCAUUGAUGAGAAAGUAAUGCCCAUUUGCCUGCCUUCAAAAGAUUGCGAAGUGGGACGUGUGGGUUAUGUGUCUGGCUGGGGGCGAAAUGUCAACUUUAAUUUUACUGAGCAUCUGAAGUAUGUCAUGCUGCCUGUGGCUGACCAAGACAAAUGUGUAAUUCACUACGAAGGCAGCACAGUGCCCGAAAAGAAGACGCCAAAGAGCCCCGUCGGGGUGCAGCCCGCGCUGAACGAGCACACCUUCUGCGCCGGCUUGUCCAAGUAUCAGGAGGACACCUGCUAUGGCGACGCGGGCAGUGCCUUUGCUGUUCAUGACACGGAUGAGGACAUCUGGUACGCAGCUGGGAUCCUGAGCUUUGAUAAGAGCUGCACUGUGGCUGAGUACAGUGUAUACGUGAAGGUGCCCUCCAUCCUGGACUGGGUUCAGAAAACCAUAGCUGAAAAUUAAUGCACGGCUGGCUGGGAGCGAGAUUUCACUCUGGAAGAGGGAGAACUGGAUGGGACCGGAGGGGAUAAAACGUGGUGUGAAGCCCAUGGGGUCCAGCCCCACAUUGCCGAGUCAGUCAAUAAAAACUCUCUUUUGACUCCUUU